This is a messenger RNA of Lates calcarifer (barramundi perch), 4447 nucleotides long. Its product is annotated as vang-like protein 2. The transcript is spliced from 8 exons. NCBI's taxonomy places the organism in Eukaryota, Metazoa, Chordata, Actinopteri, Centropomidae. Bases 915 to 2492 code for a protein of 525 amino acids. The record is from RefSeq and is a predicted model, not a curated record. Gene Ontology annotation, biological process: establishment of planar polarity; Wnt signaling pathway, planar cell polarity pathway; multicellular organism development. Gene Ontology annotation, cellular component: plasma membrane.
AAAUGUCUUGAAAAUGCUGGUGGAGGUGCUGGUGGUGUGUGUGGGUGCUUGUGCGCUGCGGAGAGAGAGGGGAGGAUUUGGGGCGCCGGAGAUCUCCGGUUUCCCCAAACAAUAGUCGAGAGGACGCGAUGGUCGCCUUCUUUUUCUUUUUUUUUAAACCGCAGGGAAGUUUAGGACCCUCGUUGGCCCUAUUGUUGUUCUCACCGAGGCCACGUAGCUCUCCGGACUGAUUUUAAACGUGGGAGGAGGAUUGUUGUGUUUAGAAACGUUACUAGAGGAUUUAAAAAGGAUUCUGGGAAGUGAUGCGUCUGGAAGGAACAAGCGCGUCCAGUUUGAUCCUAGGCCGGAGGUUUUUGAAUUUUCUCCCUGGUGGAGGACUGCUGGGGAUUUGAGUGCGUCCAUUCAUUUGCUGUGAGGGCGUCCCGUUUGGAAAAGGAAAGGGAGAAGAAAGGGGAACGAGCAUUUGGAUAAUUUGGCAUCAGGACGCGACCAGUGGGGCCUGGGAGUCUCCCAUUGUCCUGCCUUUCUCCAACACCCUCCUUUUUGAUUUUGUAGGUCGCUCAACUCUUUAUAUUCGCCCUAAAUGCUCCCGGCUCCUCGCAAGCACGGCCACCUCAGCUCUCCCCUGCUGCGACUCUCCUACCCGCCAUCCUCUCCCACCCCUCUUCCUCCUUUUCUCCUCCUCUCUGUAGCCUCCCCCGCUCUCCCGCCUCCCUUCUCCUGCUCCCUCCUCAUCGGCCUCCAAGAUAGAUUCCCUCAGGAGUAAGGUUGACCUGCUCAAGCUGCCCCUGGCUCUCUCCACCAAGUCCAUCUCCGAGCGCAAGAGCCAGCUGGGAGGAGUCGGCGAGCAGCGCGGCACGGGGGGAGGAGGAGGAGGCGGGGCUCGUAAAGCCCGCUCACCACUGACCCGAGACAUGGACAACGAGUCGCAGUACUCAGGCUACUCUUACAAGUCCUCCCAUUCUCGAAGCUCCCGCAAGCACAGGGAUCGGAGGGAUCGUCAUCGCUCUAAGAGCAGAGACAGCAGCAGUCGCGGAGAUAAAUCGGUCACCAUCCAAACUCCUGGAGAACCGCUGCUCGACGCAGAGUCGACCCGCGGAGAUGACAGGGAUGAUAACUGGGGAGAGACCACCACAGUCGUCACUGGCACCUCAGAGCACAGCAUCUCAAACGAGGACCUGACCCGCGUCACCAAAGAUUUGGAGGAGUCGACUCCUCUGGAGUGCAAGCGCUUUGUUGGCCCGGCUCUGGGAGGCUGCCUGAGCUUCUUCGCCCUCGUCACGCCUUUAGCCUUCCUCAUCCUCCCGCAGGUCCUGUGGCGUGACGCCCUCGAGCCCUGCGGCACGCCCUGCGAAGGCCUCUACGUCUCCCUGGCCUUCAAGCUCCUGGUCCUGCUCAUCUCCUCCUGGGCACUGUUCCUCCGCCCUCCUCGCGCCACCCUGCCGCGCUUCUUCGUCUUCCGCUGCUUGCUGAUGGUGCUGGUGUUCCUGUUCGUGGCGUCGUACUGGUUGUUCUACGGCGUGCGGGUGCUGGAGCCCAGGGAGAGGGACUACAGGGGGAUUGUGGAGUACGCUGCCUCGCUGGUGGACGCCCUGCUCUUCAUCCAGUACCUGGCUCUGGUGCUGCUGGAGGUCCGACACCUGCAGCCGGCCUUCUGCCUUAAGGUGGUCCGGAGCACGGACGGAGCCAGCAAGUUCUACAACGUGGGCCACCUCAGUAUCCAGCGGGCAGCUGUCUGGGUGUUGGACCGUUAUUACAACGACUUCCCCGUCUACAACCCUGCCCUGCUCAACCUGCCCAAAUCCAUCCUGUCCAAGAAGAUGACUGGCUUCAAGGUUUACUCCCUGGAUGAGAACACCACCAACAACUCCACGGGUCAGUCCAGGGCCAUGAUCGCAGCCGCUGCCAGGAGGAGAGACAACUCCCACAACGAGUAUUACUACGAGGAGGCUGAGAUGGACCGCAGGGUCCGCAAACGCAAGGCCAGGUUGGUCGUGGCGGUGGAAGAGGCCUUCACACACAUCAAGCGUCUCCACGAGGACGAGGUCGCCUCGUCCCCCAAACACCCGAGAGAAGUGAUGGACCCUCGGGAGGCGGCUCAGGCCAUCUUCGCUCCGAUGGCCCGGGCUAUGCAGAAAUACCUGAGGACCACCCGUCAGCAGGCGUUCCACAGCAUGGAGAGCAUCCUCACACACCUGCAGUUCUGCAUCACACAUAACAUGACGCCCAAGGCUUUCCUGGAGCGUUACCUCACCCCAGGUCCCACCAUGCAGUACCAGCAGCAGAACGGCAGGGGGCGCCAGUGGACUCUGGUGAGCGAGGAGCCGGUGACCUCAGCCCUGCGUCAGGGUCUGGUUUUCUCCCUGCGGCGCCUGGACUUCUCCCUGGUGGUCACGGUGACGCCGCUCCCCUUCCUGCGGCUCGGUGAGGAGUUCAUCGACCCAAAGAGCCACAAGUUCGUCAUGAGGCUGCAGUCGGAGACCUCGGUGUGAGGGCAUCUCCCAAAGCACCGUCUCCCCUCCCGCUGUCCUCUCCGUUCGUGCUCGCUCCUGCUGGAUCACUGAUGUGCGGGACACGUGGAGGCCUUGUCCAGUUUCCCCUGUCUGUGACACAGAAACCAUUCAAGGAGAGGAGCGUUACGUAUCUGACACCUCCUCCUGUUUUCUGAUCAUCACAGAUGCUCUGAUAUCAAACUGUGAUCAGCUCAACGAUUGUCUAAACCUGGAAAUAAACGGAUGCCUUGACUUUUUCUUUUUCCGUGUUGUCAAGUCUUUGUCUUUACAACACGCUGUAAAAAAUCCCUUUUUUGUAAAAGGGGACUUUUUGGUUUUUUGCCUUUUUCUUUUCACUGUAACCACUGGACUACUUUACUGUGCUGACUCAACACAUGAACACCAGAGGAGGGGAUUACAUCACAUUUGUCACUUCCUCUGUCUUGUCUCAGACCAAUUGGAGCUCAGCUCUGACUGCAACGCUGAUGUACCACUGCCUUUCAGUUCCCUGUCGGUGUAUUUGUUUGACAUGACAAGGUCUGGUUUUAUAUUAGAGGGUGUGACUUUUUUUUUGUACUCACAGAAUGUAGCAUUAUGUGCAUUGAUUUAACACAUUACUUUUCUGUGGCCUCAAGGCCAACCUAUCUUUUUAUCUGACUGUAAAGAAAAAUGGAAGUACAUUCCUACAUUGUUGCUACUCCAGACUCUGUAUGUUCAUGAUUGUCUACAUAUGCAGCUUUAGUUUUAUUCUACACUGGCAUUUUUACUCUUAAUGUUACAGUUUUAACAGGAAAUCUAAACAUAGAUCCCGUUUACACCUGAUAUUAACAUAUGAGGAUGGUCUGGUGUUACUGUUUCUGUCUACAAAUCCCAUAAAAUAGCAGAAAACCAACAAUACAUUAGUGUUGUUAGACUUCUGUACCCUGUCUGUGACACUCAGAAGUCCAGUCAUUCCUGUUGUAGAUAUAACUCUUUAAAAACAGCUCACAAACAUGUUUUUUGUUUUGUAAAAAAGGGUUAGUGAUGUGCUGUUUUUUUACAUUUUUGAAGCUCUGUUACACAGUGGAAUAAGUUAUCAGACAAUAGAAGGAUCAAUUCAUUGUUGGUUUUGUUCUUUUGGGAAUUUGUUGACAAUAAGAAAAAUAUUUGUAGAGCUUUGAUGUUCGUCCUAUUAAAACAGCUGUCAGACAAAAAUAUUCUCAACCCAGGGUCUAACUUACAUGUUGUUUCUAAAGCUUUCAGCCACAUCUCAUGGCCUUCCUCUGCGGAUAUAAUUGAUCGGUUGUCAUAGUGAAACAUCUAGAGGAUUGAUCAGCUAGUAGAUUGGCAGAAAAUUCUAAUUUAAAUUAAAUUGGACUCUGGGAAACUGGGAUGGAGAUUUUAUUUUAUUUAUGGACAUUUUAUUCAACAAACAAAUUAUUGAUUACUCAAGACAAUAAUUGGCAGAUUAAUCAAUACGAAAAUAAUCAUUAGUUGCAGUGUUGCUGACGUUUUAGUUGUGGAGGAGGAGGAGGCCAUCCACUUGUGACACCACAGAGACAGGGGUUACAGCCUCCCUCCAUCUACAACCACCUGUAAAGUAAACCAGCUCCACCUGCUGAGGGAGAUGUGGUUGACAGCUUUGGAAAAUUUCUGUAGUUGGAGUUUUUGUCAAGUGAAAGAAGAACAAGGCAUACAGCAGCUUAACUUUCAUUCACCUCCACAUGUUGUCAUUUCCCCUUAACUUAAUAUAAUGAUGAAUAUUAAUGAUAAAAGUAAAUGCAAGAUGUCUUAAUUACCAAAUGGUUUUCACACAGCCCAGUAAACCAGAUUAUGAAUGCAGACACAAGUAGUAUUUUAAUGCCAGGUGUAAACAGGGGAUAUUCUACACUUUUUAACAUUACACCGUACUAAACAGGCAGCUGUAGUUAAACUAUGAGCUGACUUAUUAUGGUUUUCAUUUUGUUUUUAUGCAU